CCGUUUGGCCCACGGCCGACGCGCAGAAUUGCUCGCCCACUCAUUUCAAGCGCCAUGGCCACGGAGGAUCCAGACCGAACUGCCGUGGCGGAGGUGUCCAGGGCUGCCGCCGCGCCCGCCGAGCCCGUCGCGCCAGCCGCGGCCCCGCCCAGCGACUCGGGCCAGGCGCUGCCGCAGGACUCCUCGGAAGACGCCACGCAGAAGGAGGUGAUGAGGCAGCUCUGGAAACUGUACGAGGAGGUCGUGCUGCCGAUCGAGGCGGAGUCUCAUUUCUGGCACUUCCACAACCAGCCGGUGACGAAGUCUGAGUUCCUGUCGAACCCACAGGUGCUGCUCGUCGGGCAGUACAGCACGGGCAAGACUUCGAUGGUCAAGUGGCUCACGCAGAGCAGCAGCGCCCACUUCGACGUGCGCCCCCAGCCCAGCACCGACAAGUUCAUGGCUGUGGUCCACGGGGACGAGGAGAAGAUGGUGGAGGGCAACACCGCGAGCUGCCUGCCGCAGCUGCCCUACACGGGCCUGGCCAGCUUCGGGGGGAGUUUCCUCAGCAGCUUCCAGGCGCUGGUGAUGCCCGUGGACCUCCUGCGCGGAAUCUCCUUCAUAGACACCCCGGGCGUGCUUGCGGGCACCAAGAACAGCAGGGGCAGGGGCUACGAUUUUUACGCGGUCUGCUCCUGGCUGGCCGAGAGGGCGGACCUGGUGCUGCUGACGUUCGACGCGCACAGGCUGGACAUUUCCGACGAGUUGGUGAAAUUGAUGGAGGUGCUCAAGCCCCAUUCCAAUAAGAUGCGCUGUGUGCUGAACAAGGUGGAUCAGGUCACUCCCCUGGACCUCGUCAAGGUAUAUGGGGCCCUCACCUGGAACCUCGGCAAGGUGCUCCAGACGCCCGAGAUCACCAAGGUCUUCGCCAGUUCCUUCUGGGAUCAGCCGUACAAGUAUGGCGAGCACAGGAAGCUCUUCGACGAGGACAAGGAGGCGAUCCUGAAAGAGCUCUACGCUCUGCCUCGGACUGCGCUCAUGAGGAAGAUUGACAUACUGGUGUCACGGAUUCGCCGCGUCCGUGCGCAUUUCUGCAUAGUGGCGCACAUACGCUCGCAGCUGCCGUACUUGCAGACGGAGGCGGGCAGGCACCGGUGGGCCUCCACCAACCUGCCGCAGCUGCUCAGCGAGGCCAAGCGCAGCAGGGGCAUCAGCGACGGCGACAUGCCGAAGGAGGAGGCCUUCAGGGCUAGCCUGGCAAAGUUCGAGGGGCUUCACCGGCUGCCUGCUUGGCAGGCCGGGCGCGUGGACAGGCUCACCAGGCUACUGCAGGACGAGGUCCCCCAGCUGCUGGCCAGGGUGGGCGGCGUCACGCACGCCGCGUUCGCCAGCCCGCUCCCCGCGUCGCUGCUCGAGCCCGAGCCGGGCGCGUGGCCCUGCACCAAGCGCAGAAGGACCCAGUGA
Prorocentrum cordatum is the source of this 1443-nucleotide messenger RNA. The record is from the annotation of a GenBank genome assembly. NCBI's taxonomy places the organism in Eukaryota, Dinophyceae, Prorocentrales, Prorocentraceae.